UAAAAGAUUACCGUAAUAAAGUGAUACGUUAAUUGUAAACAUAUUUAAUAAAAGUUUUUGUGAUUAUAAAUAAGUGAACUUCCUGACGGCAAACACACUCAACGCCACCAUGGACUCAAGUUCCGAAGAAGAAGAAAUUAGAAAAUUAGAAGAAAAUUUAAAGCAAAUAAAAGAAAAAAGAAGACAAAGAAAACAUUCACAAAAGACUUUCAAAAAACGCAAAGGAACAACAGACAAGGGCAAGAAAUACGAAGAUUUGGUUAUCGCUAACGUCGCACUACAAAUGGUAAGCGACAGUAAAAUAAAAGACUUUCGCCUUUCUUCGAACGAUGCAAAUUUUGGUGAUUUUGAUGACGUGGUUAUAGAAAUUGAGACAGAUAGAGGAAAAAAAACAAAAGCACUGCAAUUAAAACACAGUAACGAAAAAAGACAAUUAACUACAAAGCAGCUAGCAGGCAAAAAGGGAGACUUUAGUUUAAUCAAAUAUUUCAAAUCUGCUCAAGAGGUUCAAGGCAAAGCACAAGAAUUUAUAUUAUUCACCACAAAUACAUUUGAAACUUCAGAAGAAACAAAAUUUAAACUAGAAGGAGAAGAGUUUUACCUGAAGCCGAUAAAAAAGACAGUUUCAGGAGACGAUUUCGACGUUUUAAGAAUUUCUGAAAAUAUAAAUUAUUAUCAUACAUUUCACAUCCUAGAGGACGAAUGGACUAAACAAAAUCCUGAAAAAAUUCAGCAGUACCGAACAUUCUUCGAAAGCUUUCGUCUUUACACAAACCAAGAUCGUUUUGAAGCUCUUACAAAAACGACAAUGAAUAGAUUUAUUGAGACGUUUUGCUCUAACGAAGAAACUUUCAUGAAGUACGUCUACGUCAUAUCAGAAUGGAGUAUGCGAGAUGGAAAAAAAGAAAAGCUAAGCAAAAAAAUGAUGCAACGUGCAAUUGCACUUCGUUUGCUUUCUUCUCAGAUUGAACCAUUUGUUUUUGGUUCUGUCACAGACGAAAAGAAAAUACUUCGAGAGGCUAUUUGUCUGUUCGACAUUACGUUGUUGGAAAAAAAAGGCAGCAACGCAAUUCAAAAUCUGUGGGGCGACUUGGACAAAAGCCUCGACCUUAAGGAACUAAACAAAGUUCGAUCACUUUAUUCUCUUUCGUCUAAUAACAUAAGUAGUGUCGAAAAUCUGGAUGCAAAUUUGUUGACACAAUUGCUUUGGCUGAUGGAGAAAUGUCCACUCAUUGUGAAAGAACACGAAAAUAUGGAGAAAGCUAUUAACCUCUGUCCAGAUGCAAAAUUUAUUAUACUUGGCGAAGGAAAAUAUGAAGAAUGGAUGAAAGAACGCUCUGUCUUUCAAAACUUAUCCAACUUGAAAUGGAAAGGUGAAUUGUAUGACAAAAUACUACAAAAUUUCACCAUUUCUUUACAAGGGAAAGAAGUAAUUAAGUUAGCGACCGCUUUUGUAAAAAAUGAAGAAAUUUUCAUACAUGUUACUGUGAAAAAACUUUUAGAGAUGGCAAAUGGUCCAUGCCAUAUAGAUGGACAAGAGGAAGUUUUUCCCAAUCUUUAUGUCGAUAGAUAUUUGUCUGUCAAUAUUAUAGACACUAAAUAUUUAGAAGCGGUUGAUCGAAAUACUGUUAUCGUUUUAAAUUGCGAAGGUAAUUCCCAGGAACUGAAAAUAUCUAAAGAUCAUACUCUAACAGAUGUUGACGGUUUUUUAAGUAAUACAAACCCCAAAAUUUUGAAUGAUCCAAUUUUUAUAAAAUGUGAAAAAAAUUGCAGUGAUUCUGAUUUUCAGAAAAUAUGUUCUAAAGCAACAGCAUCAAAAACUGUACACUGUUUUAAAUUUCUCAACGAUCAAAAUUUAGAAUGGAUUGGAAGCAAAGGAUCUGUUAAUAAACUGCGAAAAUAUAAAUUACGUAGUCGUUCCAAAGACGAAAACGAAAUUUGGGCUUCCGAAUUCAGCAACAACAUAAAUCUAAUAACAGCUGACCCAGGAAUGGGCAAAACCGAGUUAACGAAGAGUCUAAAAAACAAGUGUAUUGCGAGAUAUUGGACCGUGAUUCUAAGUGCUCAAGAUGUUAAUUUUUUAAUAGAAAAUUCAGCAAAGUUAGAUAAAUUAGAACAAUUCCAAACAUUCAUUUUAAGUAAAAAAUAUCGACACCUGUCUAGCCUGGAUCUAGAAUAUUUGAAACUGUGUUUAAAGCAACGCAAUGUGGUUUUUGUAUGGGACGCUCUUGAUGCAAUUUUUACUCACUAUUUAAAUAGGACUUUAGAUCUCAUUGUUAUGUUGUCGCAGUCAGGUUUCAUUCAGUGGGUUACUGCAAGGAAACAUUUGAGAUCUUCUCUUGAAGAAAAAUUUAAUACUCUGUCAGUGAGUAUCAAUCAGUUUAGCGAAGUCGAGCAAGAAAAGUAUAUUAAUAAACGCCUUAACCGUUUUAUUGCGCCUGUAGAUUUGAAAUCAACGAUAGACAAAAUUAAAUCCACGUUUGCAUUUACAAACCAUUUAGAUAUAUUAGGAAUCCCACUUCAAAUCUAUAUGCUUACAGAGGUAUUACUUCAAAAGAAGAAACAAUAUUUAGAGUUAUUAAGCAAUAAAUUUCUCGUGACUGACAUGUAUGGUUACUUUAUAAAAAGAAAAUUUAACCUUUUCUACGAAGGCAAAGAUUUUGGGAAAGAAAGUGUAAGGGAAAAAAAGGAAAAGAAAUUAAAACAAUACGAAAAGUUGGCGCUUCAAAAAAUAUUUCCUAAAGAUGUUUUGGAACAAUUAAAGAUAGAUUGUUCUCAAGAUAUGGAUUCUGUUUCUGAAGAUUUCGCAACUGUUGGUAUCGUGACUGGACUACAAAACGGCAUUCCGCAAUUUGCACACGCUUCCUUUGCCGAAUAUUUUGUAGCCUUAUUUUUUUCUAAAAAUUUUGCAAUGGUACGCAGAGGCAUAUUUUUUGAUAAAAAGUAUAAUAAUGUACGUUUCUUCUUCGACAUGCUAACUGGCAAAAAUUCACCGGUCCACAUCGCGAUUUUAUACAGAAAUUUUGAUAAAGUAGAGAACUUUCAGGAUCAAAUAUUAAAAGGUAAAGAUGAAUGUGGAAGAAGUGCCUUACAUCUCAUUUGUUCUUGGGGACGAAGACAUGGGCGUUUAAAUGUAGAAACCAAAUCUGAGGGUUAUGUUAUUGAAGCAAAUAGGGAGAUUAUGAGUAGUUCAUUAGAAACGAAAGAAUAUUUUAAAGCGUUAUUGUUUUUGUUAGAUAAAUGUGAUAAAUUAGGACAAGAUUCAUUGCAUAAAAUCACACCUUUAACAUGGGCACAAGAAAGUGAAAGUUUGGGAGCGGAACUGGAAUUAUUAGAAUCAGGCAAACUACAACUGAAAGAUUCGGAUAGUCCAACAGACAAAAUUAAUGUUUUAUUUUUCGCCGCUUUGCACGGAUACGCAAAAGUAUUUCAAAUGUUUGUUAACAAAAAAAUGUUUUCACCUUGGAGUAAAAAAGCAGUAAAUUUUAGUAUUAAAUUCGAUGGUAGUACGCCUCUUAUAAUAGCUUCUCGAAAGGGGCACCUAACAAUUGUAGAGUAUUUAGUCACAUGCAAAGCCGAAAUCAAUCGCGCUAAUGAAGAUGGCGAGACACCACUUUACGCAGCGUCCUCGAAAGGUGACGAAAAAAUUGUCGAAUGCCUGAUGAAAGGCGGAGCAAAAAUUAAACCCGCUAAUCAUUAUGACAACACAUUGCUUUACGCAGCUUCCUUUCAAGGUCACAAAAAAAUUGUCGAAUGCCUGGUGAAAUGCGGAGCCAAAGUCAAUUGCGCUGAUGAAUAUGGUCGAACACCGCUUUACGCAGCUUCUUGGAAAGGCCACGAAAAUCUUAUCGAAUAUCUAGUGAAAUGCGGAGCCCAAAUCAAUGGCCCUGAUAAAUAUGGUGAGACACCGCUUUACGCAGCUUACUGUCAAGGGCACGAAAAAAUUGUCGAAUGCCUGGUGAAAUGCGGAGCCAAAAUAAAUCGCAUUCUAGUAGGUGGUAAGACACCGCUUUACGCAGCUUCCUCUCAAGGUCCCGAAAAAAGUGUCGAAUGCCUGAUGAAAUGCGGAGCCGAAAUCAAUCGCGCUGAUGAAUAUGGGCGAACACCGCUUUACACAGCUUCCUGGAAAGGCCACGAAAAAAUAGUCGAAUACCUGGUGAAAUGCGGAGCCGAAAUCGAUUGCCCUGAUGAAUAUGGUCGAACACCGCUUUAUGCAGCUGCCUGGAAAGGCCACGAAAAAAUUGUCGAAUGCCUAAUGAAAUGCGGAGCCGAAAUCAAUGGCGCUACUAAAUAUGGUGUGACACCGCUUGAAGCAGCUUCCUCUCAAGGUCACCAGAAAAUUGUCGAAUGCCUGGUGAAAUGCGGAGCCGAAAUGACUCACCGUGCUGAAUAUGGUCGAACACCGCUUCACGCAGCUUCCUCUCAAGGUCACGAAAAAAUUGUCGAAUGCCUGGUGAAAUGCGGAGCCGAAAUCAAUCGCGCUGAUAAAAAUGGUCGGACACCGCUUUACGCAGCUUCCUCUCAAGGUCACGAAAAAAUUGUCGAAUGCCUAAUGAAACACGGAGCCGAAAUCAAUCAUGCUGAUAAAUAUGGUGUGACACCGCUUGAAGCAGCUUCCUCUCAAGGUCACGAAAAAACCGUCGAAUGCCUGGUAAAAUGUGGCGGAAAAAUUGUUAGUUCAACGGCGAUCCAAAACUCCUCCGCGCUGAGUCGGACUUUCAAAAUUCUAUCACUAUCCGCGGCCAUAUUUUUUUUUUUAAUAAUUUUGUUUCCAAAAUUCUUUCGAUCAAUCGCAAAUACUUUUCUUUUGAUCCCCAAGAAAAAGUAAUAUAUUUUAAUAAAUAAGUCUCUAUCCAUAAUCCUGAAGUACCUACCUAUAACAAAUUAUUUUAAUUCAGAAUUUCAUUUCUGUUGAUAAAGUCCCCCAAAUAUGUCUCCAUAUGCCCUACAUAAUUUGGAUGAUCUUCUUGGGUUAUUGCCUCAGAAGCAUUGUGUACUUGAAUAUUGUAUAUAAAACUCGUCUUCGUUUCUACACUGACUUUUUUUAAUCACUUGCCAGUCUUGCCACUAAUUAAUUAAUUCCCCAAUGGGGUUUGAUCUGUAGAUUUCAAAGAGGGCUGCGCACGUCGUUUCCACACUUCGACCAAGUCUUAUGCAACUGGAUUAAGAAAAGGCCUAUAUGGGGGUAGAAAUACAGGAAAUCAACUGUUGAAUCUUCAGUUCUGUGAAAUCUUACAUUGUUCAUUAACAUAUGUCCGUGCGCCCCUAAUAUUGUCUUCUUGUAGGUGAUUUAAAAGGGUUUUUAAAAAUUCGCAAUCGAGUAAUUAUGGCCUCUCAGCUGAGCUUUAACUUUAUUUGCGCUACAGUUACUUGGUGAUCUUCCGUACGACCUCCUGGAUUGUAUCUACCUAUGUCCCAAAUUCAUCAGUAAAAAAAUUGAUUAGUGAAAUUACUUAAUAGGUCUGUUUAUGGUAGAUGAGCUUAUUUCUAGUUGAGGAUUUUCCUCUAACAAUUUAAUUUUAAUUUCUAUUAGAGUUAAAUACAGUCUUUAUCAACCCAACGAAACUGUUUUGUUAACAAAAAGAAACUGUGUUGACACAAAGCAAAAUAGUUUGACAAACAUAGAGCACUAUUUAAUAAAAGUAGCAAAUAGAUUUGAUAAUUCGCGGAACACAAUUGACGAAAGACAAAAAUCAAAAGUAAAAUACUAUUUUAUGAUGGACAUCUUUGUAAACAUACCUAUAUCAUUCAUCUGUCUUCAGAAAUUGUGAAGAUUUGUAUUGUGUUAUCUAUCUACUCUUAUAUUUAAACUUAUAUUUUAGAUUCACACAAUUUUCACAUCUAUGGAAAAUAUAGCCACAAGCUAAAUAAUUCACUUUCUUUUAUGGCUACAUAUUUCAACUGAAUAAACUAAUUUGACAUGACGACUUCUUUUAUAAAUACUUUCUUUAUAGUUUUUUCUGAAGUACCAUUUUCGGAUUUUUUAACUUUCAUCAAAUUUAUUUUAUUCUAUUCACACAAAACUUAAACUUUCGAUAAAUUGUUUUGAUACUGUUCCAAAUUUUAAUUAGUUGACGAUCGCAUAAGUAUCGCAUUUUUUUUAAUGAAAUUUUUCAACUACCUAUAUUUUCGGCCAAAUUCAGCUACACUUCAAAUUUUACUUUAGUGUUUUUCGUGAGGCCUUCACAACAACACGAAAAGAGAUGCAGCAAAAACUGGCGUACGUCGUACUAUCCAACUUGAAAAAUACAAAUAAAACACAUAAACUAAGUACGGGUGUUUUCUUAAUUUAAAAAAAAAUUGGAACCAAAACUUCUGUGUUUCGUCAAGAACUAAUAUUGGAACAAUGUUUACAAAAAUACUUCCAUUUCAAGAUGGAUUGUGAAAAACUUUAUAAAAUAACAUUUAAUACCAACUAAUUUAAAAGAGACUUUUCCUGGCCAGCAGAACAACGAAUUUAAAAACCGCAAGUGGUGCUGUAAUUUCGUAUCUUCACAAAAUAUGUCUUAGGCGGAAUCAGGUUUCUAACCUCAACUUUUAACAAGUGUUUUUAAUACCGCUAACUGACCUGGACAAUAUCAAUAGAAGAGCGUUUUAAGCAAAACAUACGCUAAGAGAAUUCCAAACCAGAGAAUUUAGGGGAAAUAAAUACACCAUCAGGAGGAACUUCAUCUUGUCAUCCUAGUGGUUACAAAUAGUCUAUACAUUCCGAAAUCAGUGCAUAGAAAACAGUAUUGUGCGAUAGAAAAACAUUUUAAUCAGAUUCAUAUUAUUUAUAUGGCCUAACCGUUCACAGGUAACAUCAUUUAACAGAUUAAUAACACAUUCACUUUGAUUGAGAUAGUUUUCCAUCGCACAAUUAAGUCUAGUUCUAAUAUGUAGUAUAAUGAUAACUUUAUUAUUUGCAAGUAGUGUUGUAAAUGGUUGCUCCAAUGUGUAACUUAUUUCGUCUGUGUGUGUCUUUUUGUCAGAAUCGCUCAACGGAUGCAGCAUUCAUGUUAAAGAUCGAAGCAUGAACAACCCGUGCUAAAGCCCACGUGAUGCUAUUAACAUUUCAGGAUACGUUUCAUCUAACAAAUGGCAACGCUAGAUUCGUUGUUCACGCCUUCAAAACGCGUUUUUGUAUUUGCAUCUGUUCGGCGCUUCGAAUACAAAAUAUUUAACAAUUUUGAAAUGUAAAGUGCCAUGAUACCUUUUAACUACUUACUUAUAGUCAGAAUUAGCAAGAAACGACUUCAAGGCAGUUUUCCAUCGUCGAAUAUUUUUCUCAAUAUGCAUCCACUCAAGUUGCAUAACUAAAAUAAACAUUUUGUACCAAGCCGUGGUUCUCAUCCAGCGUCGAAGUGGCUUGUGGUUAAAAUUUGUUCAUAGUGUUUUAAGCAUUUCACAAUGAUUUCCCAAAAACAUACUCCUUUCCUUUAACAAACUGACAAAGUUUGUUUCAGAGAAGAACUGGGAAGUUUACUGUGACCAAAUACUGAAGAUGCGUAAGCGUAGCAACUACGAAACUAUCUUUCUUCUUGAAAAUUGGUACACAUGUGAAAAAACACUUAACAGAAUCAAAGCACGUAAUUGAAGCAGGUUUUCUUUUGGAGAUUAGUUGUUGAUAGAAGGUGUAAAAAUCUGAAUUGGAGCAAAAAUACCGAAGACGGACUGCAACCUUAUCGUAUUUCUUCAUUUAAUCAUAGUUUUGUCAGUUUAUUAAAAAAAGUAUCAUGACACAUGUGAGCGACAUUUUUACUUUGUAGUGGAAAUAUGUACUUACAAGUAUUGUAGUUUAUAAGUUUAUUACCAGUAAUGUAACGGUGAUUACUCUAACCAAGGACUUCAAUAAACCUAUUAUCUAAAGAUUGUAAUCAAUCUGUACCUAUAGUGUUAAUAUCACGGUGUGUAAAUAUGUAAAAAAUUAAUUAAUGUGUACAUAUCCUGAAAUAGAUUGUUGUUUGCUAUUAAACAUUAGAGUAAACUUCA
Zophobas morio is the source of this 7971-nucleotide messenger RNA. RefSeq lists its product as uncharacterized. Gene Ontology annotation, biological process: innate immune response. Gene Ontology annotation, cellular component: cytoplasm. The coding region runs from base 110 to 4828 and encodes 1572 amino acids. Lineage: Eukaryota; Metazoa; Arthropoda; Insecta; Coleoptera; Tenebrionidae. The transcript has 7 exons. Gene Ontology annotation, molecular function: protein binding. The record is from RefSeq and is a predicted model, not a curated record.